AUGGGACAACCCCCACCAGCCGCUGCCUGCACCCCUACACUUCUGCUCUUGCUGUUGUGGUCGUCGGAAGCCUGGGCAGGCCACUUGAGAACACAGGGCUCGAAGGUGCUGGAAGGUCAGGAGUGCAAUGCUCACUCGCAGCCUUGGCAGACCGCCUUGUUCCAGGGCAUCUCGCUGCUCUGUGGGGGGGUCCUCAUAGACGAGAACUGGGUGCUCACAGCUGCCCACUGUCAAAAACGGAAGUACAGUGUCCGCCUGGGGGAUCACAGCCUGAAAAACAAUGAUGGCACGGAGCAGGAGAUGGCGGUGGCCCAGUCCAUCCCACACCCCUGCUACAACAGGAGCAGUGAGGACCACAGCCACGACAUCAUGCUCGUUCGACUGCGUGGUCGGGCCACCGUAGGGCCCAGUGUGAAACCCAUCAGGCUGCCUGAACGCUGCCCUGAAGCUGGACAGAAGUGCACCAUCUCAGGCUGGGGCACGGUCACCAGCCCCCAAGAGAACUUUCCUGACACCCUCAACUGUGCCAAUGUGGAAAUCUUCCCCCAAAAGCAGUGUAAGGAAGCUUACCCUGGCCAAGUCACCGACGGCAUGGUCUGCGCAGGGGACAGCACUGGGGCUGACACGUGUCAGGGCGAUUCUGGAGGACCUCUGGUGUGUAAUAACCGCCUCCAGGGCAUCACCUCCUGGGGUUCAGACCCCUGUGGGCGGCCUGAGAGACCUGGUGUCUACACCAACGUCUGCCGCUAUCUGGAUUGGAUCAAGAAGACCAUCGGUAGCAGAGGCUGA
Sorex araneus (European shrew) is the source of this 789-nucleotide messenger RNA. RefSeq names its product kallikrein related peptidase 8 (gene KLK8). Gene Ontology annotation, biological process: neuron projection morphogenesis; memory; proteolysis. The transcript is spliced from 5 exons. Lineage: Eukaryota; Metazoa; Chordata; Mammalia; Eulipotyphla; Soricidae. The coding region runs from base 1 to 789 and encodes 262 amino acids. The record is from RefSeq and is a predicted model, not a curated record. Gene Ontology annotation, molecular function: serine-type endopeptidase activity.